This is a messenger RNA of Suncus etruscus (white-toothed pygmy shrew), 1121 nucleotides long. RefSeq names its product regulatory factor X associated ankyrin containing protein (gene RFXANK). Gene Ontology annotation, cellular component: nucleus. The transcript is spliced from 9 exons. Gene Ontology annotation, molecular function: protein binding. The record is from RefSeq and is a predicted model, not a curated record. The coding region runs from base 196 to 966 and encodes 256 amino acids. Gene Ontology annotation, biological process: regulation of transcription by RNA polymerase II. Lineage: Eukaryota; Metazoa; Chordata; Mammalia; Eulipotyphla; Soricidae.
GGUAGCGGUCGGGUAUCAAGUUGCUCUGGGUCCCGAAAGAAGCCGCCGCCGGGGCGUCGGGCAGUCCGGGCUGGGCUCGCUCCUUGCUCUCGGCACCCGCUGGGGGGAGGGAAAGUUUGUGAAUUGGGCCCCCAAGUUUUGGGGGGAUCCGGGCUUUGCGACGCGGGGUGACCGAGGCUCGUGGGAGGAUCCCCCAUGGAGCCCCCGGAGACGCUUGGCCUGACCCCCCAGCCCUGCACGUUAGACGCGGGGGAGCCCGGUGAUCCCGGGGACGCGACCCCCGAUGGCUCGGACACGGUGGUCCUCAGCCUCUUCCCCUGCACCCCGGAGCCCGCGAACCCCGAGCCGGACUUGGGGGCCUCCCAGCCACAGGGCUCGGCCCUGAAACACUCCACCACGCUCACCAACCGGCAACGAGGGAACGAGGUGUCGGCCCUGCCGGCCACCCUGGACUCCCUGUCCAUCCACCAACUGGCCGCCCAGGGGGAGCUGAGCCAACUGAAGGAGCAUUUAAGGAAAGGUGACAACCUCGUAAACAAGCCCGAUGAGAGAGGGUUCACACCCCUCAUCUGGGCGUCCGCCUUUGGGGAGAUCGAGACCGUCCGCUUCCUGCUCGAGUGGGGUGCUGACCCCCACAUCCUAGCCAAGGAGCGUGAGAGUGCCCUGUCUCUGGCCAGCACGGGUGGCUACACUGACAUCGUGGGGCUCCUGCUGGAGCGGGAUGUGGACAUCAACACCUAUGACUGGAAUGGAGGGACGCCGCUGCUGUAUGCUGUGCGUGGGAACCACGUGAAGUGUGUGGAGGCCUUGCUGGCUCGAGGUGCUGACCUCACCACGGAGGCCGACUCUGGCUACACCCCCAUGGACCUGGCCGUGGCCUUGGGAUUCCGCAAAGUGCAACAGGCCAUCGAGAACCACAUCCUGCGACUCUUCCAGAGCAGCCUGGCACCUGCUGACGGCCACUGAGUACGGGACACCAAACACCACCUGCAGGGGUGGCGGGAGCUCAGGACACUCAGGGAACAGAGCCGGAACGGCGCCCAGCACCUCCUUCCAAGGCCGCUGGAUUCCAGGCCUGACUGACCAGGGGAAGCAGGAACCAAUAAAACCUUUUUUUGUGU